Messenger RNA from Lutra lutra (Eurasian river otter), 5075 nucleotides. It is a transcript of the gene NTRK3, whose product is annotated as neurotrophic receptor tyrosine kinase 3. Gene Ontology annotation, molecular function: ATP binding; neurotrophin receptor activity; transmembrane receptor protein tyrosine kinase activity. Gene Ontology annotation, cellular component: axon; signaling receptor complex; plasma membrane. The record is from RefSeq and is a predicted model, not a curated record. The transcript has 19 exons. Lineage: Eukaryota; Metazoa; Chordata; Mammalia; Carnivora; Mustelidae. Gene Ontology annotation, biological process: regulation of phosphatidylinositol 3-kinase/protein kinase B signal transduction; cell surface receptor protein tyrosine kinase signaling pathway; positive regulation of kinase activity. Bases 687 to 3278 code for a protein of 863 amino acids.
GGGGAGAGAGGGAGGGAGCCGAGGAAGACGCUCCGAUAACCCGUGCGUUUCGUAAGGCUCUGAGCACUUGUACAUUUCUGCAGGCGCGCGGCGAGCCAUUCGCGGCGGCUGCUGCAGCUCCGACUGCAUCUUCCUCCUCCUCCUUCCCCCGGGCUCCGGGUGUGUGUAUGUGUGAGUGAGUGAGUGUGUGUGUGUGUGAGUGUGUGUGUGCUUUGCAGGUGUGUCCGUUUUAAUUCUGCCCAGUAGGUGGGACUUGGUGACUUUAGCACCAUAUUUUCCUUUUCCCUUUUUUUUUUUUUUUUCUUUUUCUUUUUUGCCUCCCCACCGUCUGUUGCAACCCUGCAAAGUCUCGGAGUCGGAGAGCGCGGCUCGCUUCCCGAGCCUCCGGACCCGGCGAGCCGGCGAGCGCCGAGCCGGCCACCAUGCCAGGCAAACCGCGCCACUAGGCGCUCCCCGCGGCUCCCACCCGGCGGCGGCGGCGGCGGCGGCGGCGGCGGCGGCCGCGAUGGUUUCAGACGCUGAAGGAUUUUGCAUCUGAUCGCACGGCGUUUCAAAGGCAGAGGCCCCCCCUCCCCCUUCCCCCCUCCCUCGCCGUCUUUGUUUCCUUCCCCCCCAGCUCUCCCCACUCCCCCCACCCCACCCCCCUCUCCUCUCCUCCUCCUCUUUUUUAGAAGCCGCGAUCGGAGAUGGAUGUCUCUCUUUGCCCAGCCAAGUGUAGUUUCUGGCGGAUUUUCUUGCUGGGAAGCGUCUGGCUGGACUAUGUGGGCUCCGUGCUGGCUUGCCCUGCAAAUUGUGUCUGCAGCAAGACUGAGAUCAAUUGCCGGCGGCCGGACGAUGGGAACCUCUUCCCCCUCCUGGAGGGGCAGGAUUCAGGGAACAGCAAUGGGAACGCCAGCAUCAACAUCACGGACAUCUCAAGGAAUAUCACUUCCAUACACAUAGAGAACUGGCGAGGUUUGCACACGCUGAAUGCCGUGGACAUGGAGCUCUACACCGGCCUCCAAAAGCUAACCAUCAAGAACUCAGGACUUCGGAGCAUCCAGCCCAGAGCCUUUGCCAAGAACCCCCACUUGCGCUACAUAAACCUGUCGAGUAACCGGCUCACCACACUCUCAUGGCAGCUCUUCCAGACGCUGAGUCUUCGGGAAUUGAGACUGGAGCAGAACUUCUUCAACUGCAGCUGUGACAUCCGCUGGAUGCAGCUGUGGCAGGAGCAGGGGGAGGCCAAGCUCAACAGCCAGCACCUCUACUGCAUCGGUGCCGACGGCUCGCAGCUGCCCCUGUUCCGCAUGAACAUCAGCCAGUGCGACCUUCCUGAGAUCAGUGUGAGCCACGUGAACCUGACCGUUCGAGAGGGCGACAACGCAGUCAUCACGUGCAAUGGCUCUGGAUCCCCUCUGCCCGACGUAGACUGGAUAGUCACGGGACUACAGUCCAUCAACACCCACCAGACAAAUCUGAACUGGACCAACGUACACGCCAUCAACCUGACCCUGGUCAAUGUGACAAGCGAGGACAAUGGCUUCACCCUGACGUGCAUCGCGGAGAACGUGGUGGGCAUGAGCAACGCCAGUGUGGCCCUCACCGUGCACUACCCCCCACGCGUGGUGAGCCUGGAGGAGCCCGAGCUGCGUCUGGAGCACUGCAUCGAGUUCGUGGUGCGGGGCAACCCGCCGCCCACGUUGCACUGGUUGCACAACGGGCAGCCGCUGCGGGAGUCCAAGAUCACGCAUGUGGAGUACUACCAGGAGGGCGAGGUAUCCGAGGGCUGCCUGCUCUUCAACAAGCCUACGCACUACAACAACGGCAACUACACCCUCAUCGCCAAAAACCCGCUGGGCACAGCCAACCAGACCAUCAACGGCCACUUCCUCAAGGAGCCCUUCCCAGAGAGCACGGAUAACUUUGUCUCCAUCUACGACGUGAGCCCCACACCCAUCACCGUGACCCACAAACCGGAGGAAGACACUUUUGGGGUGUCCAUCGCCGUGGGACUUGCUGCUUUUGCCUGCGUCCUGUUGGUGGUUCUCUUCAUCAUGAUCAACAAGUACGGUCGGCGGUCCAAAUUUGGAAUGAAGGGGCCUGUGGCUGUCAUCAGUGGCGAGGAGGACUCAGCCAGCCCGCUGCACCACAUCAACCAUGGCAUCACCACGCCCUCCUCGUUGGACGCCGGGCCGGACACGGUGGUCAUCGGCAUGACCCGUAUCCCGGUCAUUGAGAAUCCCCAGUACUUCCGUCAGGGACACAACUGCCACAAGCCAGACACGUACGUGCAGCACAUUAAGAGAAGGGACAUCGUGCUGAAGCGGGAACUGGGCGAGGGAGCCUUUGGGAAGGUCUUCCUUGCCGAGUGCUACAACCUCAGCCCGACCAAGGACAAGAUGCUCGUGGCUGUGAAGGCCCUGAAGGAUCCCACCCUGGCUGCCCGGAAGGAUUUCCAGAGGGAGGCUGAGCUGCUCACCAACCUGCAGCAUGAACACAUUGUCAAGUUCUACGGAGUGUGUGGUGAUGGGGACCCGCUCAUCAUGGUCUUUGAGUACAUGAAGCAUGGAGACCUGAACAAGUUCCUUAGGGCCCAUGGGCCAGAUGCUAUGAUCCUUGUGGAUGGGCAGCCACGCCAGGCGAAAGGUGAGCUGGGGCUCUCCCAAAUGCUCCACAUCGCCAGUCAGAUCGCCUCAGGCAUGGUGUACCUGGCCUCCCAGCACUUCGUACACCGGGACCUGGCCACCAGGAACUGCCUGGUUGGAGCCAAUCUGCUGGUGAAGAUCGGGGACUUCGGCAUGUCCAGAGAUGUCUACAGCACUGAUUACUACAGGGAAGGGCCAUGCCAGAAGGGCCCGAUCAGCGUGUCAUGGCAGCGCCAGAGGCUAGCAGCGUCGGCAGCUUCCACACUCUUUAAUCCAUCUGGAAAUGAUUUUUGUAUAUGGUGUGAGGUGGGAGGACACACCAUGCUUCCCAUCCGCUGGAUGCCCCCUGAAAGCAUCAUGUACCGGAAGUUCACUACGGAGAGUGACGUGUGGAGCUUCGGGGUGAUCCUUUGGGAGAUCUUCACCUACGGAAAGCAGCCAUGGUUCCAGCUCUCAAACACAGAGGUCAUCGAGUGCAUCACCCAAGGUCGUGUGCUGGAGCGGCCCCGGGUCUGCCCCAAAGAGGUGUAUGACGUCAUGCUGGGGUGCUGGCAGAGGGAACCCCAGCAGCGGCUGAACAUCAAGGAGAUCUACAAAGUCCUCCACGCUUUGGGGAAGGCCGCCCCCAUCUACCUGGACAUCCUUGGCUAGCGGCAGCUGGUGGUCACGGACGCGUACUCUGUGGCCUCCCUCUCCUGGCCUCACAUCGCCCCUCGUCCACCUCACACUCCUUUCUUCCAUCCUGACCGAAGCGAACAUCUUCAUAUAAACUCAAGUGCCUGCUACACAUACAACACUGAAAAAAAAAAAAAAAAAGUGAAAGGAAAACCUGUAAGGCAGUUUGGUGAAUAUAUAUAUACAUAUAUAUAUAUAUAUUUAUAUAUCUAACUAUCUAUCUAUCUAUAUCCACAGAGAGAUACCUUCUCUAAUACAGAGAGAAACUGCUGAUACAGAAACCAUAAGACUGUAACAACAACUCAGAAAAAUCUUACGAACACGAAUGGAAGUCCCCUUUGACGGAAGCUGGGGCCCUUGGUUCUGUGGCUCCAACUGUUUGGGGCCGGAGGCCUCUUUGCUGCGCUGGGACCGGAGAAGCGGGGAUGGAUCACCGCUGUGCAGGUGAUGACCUGCGCAGGUGCGCUACCCCUCCCCUGCCCCCAAGAUCCGCACAGGUGCGUGGGUUGACGGCGACUGCGGCACUCGGGAUGCAGCAGGAAGUAACACCGCCCCAGGGGCCUCUGGAAUGCCUCCCAUCUCCCCUGACUGUGGCUCCACGCCUUCCCCCUUUCCUCCGCUUCAAGACAAUUCUCCAAUUUGUCCAUUCUAGAAAGUAGAGUCCUAAUGCUUUUGGAAGUCAAUGAGGGCAUCUACCACUGAACACUGGACAACCAAUGAGCCCCCAAACCAUGGUGACCAUGGACCACCUCCGUCUUGAGUGUACACCAUGCUGAAGUUCCUUCCUCCAUUGGAAAGAGACGUGUCAUCUGUUCUCUGAACUUCAAGAACUGGAUGUUCUGGACUUAACCACAGAAGAACCCUCCCUGUCAAGGCACUGCCUCCCAUCUUUUCCUCACUGGAAGACUCCUCGGUCCCGCCUCCCACAUGCGGGCUUUUGGGGGAGUUUUGGGGCAUAGGGAACGCGCCCCAUGCUGCCCAUGAGUGCGGACACAGCAGGGUUCCAGCAGCAGGAGACUUGGUUCCUUGUAGGUCAUUGUAACAUGUGCCCCUCUGUGCUGUCUGUGUCUCAUCCUGCCUGCCCUCCAUCUCCAGCCCUACUUCCUGGGCUUCUCGCACGUCCCAGGGCCACCUCGCUGCCAGGGAAGAAAGCCAGGACUAGCAACAGCGUGGGGCAGUGCUUGUUCCCGAGAGCGAGGCCGUGGACUGGGCCGGAGCCGGCAGGGGUGACGGCACCUGCACCGGCCCCUUGCCAUUCUCCUCACGUUUCCAGCCCCUGGAAGGAUUGAUGCAUCUGCCUUUGAGCUUGCUGCGAAUGCUCAGGGGCUGAAAAAUCGCUUUUGUGGGCCGGGGGUGGGGGAGGGGCUGAGGCUUCUCUGGGAGGUGUCCCCUGCGUGGCCACGGCCGCAGGCUUGGCAUCUUAAUGAGGACGGAGCCCUGACCGGAGAGUGAGAAGGAGGCUUCUGGGCGGGGGUCCUGGCCGUUGCUGGCGAGAGCUGUAACGGGCAGAUCCCUGGGCCUCCUGGACACACAAUCAGGAAAUGCCAUUGGAGGGCAGUGGCCUGGGCCCCCAGAGCCCUUCUGCUGGAGGGAGGACAGGCCCCUCUCAGCUCACUGGCCCCAGCCCCUCACCCCAAGCACAGAGUUACCUAUCGGACUGGCCUACGGCCGGCCCUGCCAGUGUGAGGGGCUGUGGGUGGCCUGACUGGCCUGGUCAGCGGCAGCACAGAUAUCCCUGUGGGCUUCAGGACUAAAUCCUGUGUUUGUGGUUUU